AUGUCCAGUGAUAUCAAAGAGCAGCUAAUUGACUACAUUCAAAUCAGUCCUUACUAUGCACUGCAGCUGGACGAAUCCACUGACAUUGCUGGACAGGCCCAGCUUCUCACUUACGUCAGGUAUGUGCGGGAAAAGAAAAUUGAGGAAGACAUCCUGUUUUGCCGGCCUCUUCAGGCCCGUACAACCGGGGAGGCAAUAUUUAAUGUCCUUGACUCGUUCAUCCAAGACAGUGGUUUGGGCUGGGGAAAGUGUAUUGGCCUCUGCACAGAUGGAGCGCGGCCGAUGACAGGGCGUGAGUGUGGCCUCGUAGCUCGCGUCCAGCAAGUUGCUCCACUUGUGCAAUGGACACACUGCAUGGUCCAUUGCGAGGCACUUGCUGCCAAGAAAAUGCCACCGUUCUUCGAGUCAGUACUUCACCAGGCCGUGAAAAUUAUUAACCAUAUUAAGGCUCGUCCACUUAACUCCCGUUUGUUUGGGGUCCUCUGCCAGGAGAUGGGGUCAGGGCACGAACAGCUGUUUCUGCACACUGAAGUUCGCUGGCUCUCCAGGGGGCGGGUGUUACAACGGCUGUAUGAGUUGCGAGAGGAGGUAAAGUUGUUUUUGACCGAAAGUCAAACAGAUCUGGCGAAGCACCUGGAUGAUACCAUGUGGCUUGCCUCUCUCUCCUAUUUGGUGGAUAUUUUUGACCGGCUGAAUGGCCUCAACCUGUCUUUCGUGGGCGCCAUGAUCUCCUACAUGCUGGACCCCAGCUACACCACAUCACCUGCCUGGGCGGCGUGUCUGCGCUCUCCGCCGUCAUGGUGA
Clupea harengus (Atlantic herring) is the source of this 804-nucleotide messenger RNA. Its product is annotated as zinc finger BED domain-containing protein 5-like. NCBI's taxonomy places the organism in Eukaryota, Metazoa, Chordata, Actinopteri, Clupeiformes, Clupeidae. The transcript has 2 exons. Bases 1 to 804 code for a protein of 267 amino acids. The record is from RefSeq and is a predicted model, not a curated record.